AUGAGCGAAGACCUGAAUGCGCUGCUGGAAAAGCUGACCCUGGACGAGAAAAUCUCUCUCUUGUCCGCGAAAAAUGUCUGGGAGACGCCUGAGAUUGACAGGGUUGGCAUACCCUCGCUAAAGGUCACAGAUGGCCCCAAUGGUGCACGAGGAAACAACUUUUACGAUGGCACAACAGCGGCGUGCUUCCCAGCUUGUGUCUCACUUGCCGCAACCUUUAAUCGCUCACUUUCGCGCCAGGUUGGCCGUGCACUAGGUCAGGAAGCUAUCACUAAAGGCGCAUAUGUCGUCCUUGGGCCAACAGUAUGCUGUCACCGCUCUCCGCUUGGAGGUCGAAACUUCGAGGCUUUCUCUGAAGACCCGUUUCUGAGUGGAGCUCUAGCCAGCGAGUACGUAAUUGGCCUGCAAGAAGAGCGUGUGGCAGCGACAGUGAAGCACUUCUUGGCCAAUGAGCAGGAUACUCGGCGAUUCUCGGUCAACGAGAAGAUCUCGGAACGAGCUCUGAGGGAGAUAUACCUCAGGCCGUUUGAAAUGGUCGCCAAGCAGGCGGAUCCUUGGUGUUUCAUGUCCAGUUACCCCAAAAUCAACGGAAAGCACGUGGACGCGCAGAACAAGUUCCUAAUCCACAUCUUACGCAAGCAAUGGGGGUAUGAUGGCAUGGUAAUGUCGGACUGGGGUGCUGCAAGUACCGUAGAGGGCGUCAAAUAUGGACUUGACAUGGAGAUGCCUGGUCCUCCGCGUCAACGGACACCAGAAGCAGUGCAUGAAGCGUUGAAAGAAGGCCGGGUAUCUGAAGCCGACAUCGAUGCACGCGUUCUCUCCACGCUCAAGCUCCUAAAGAAGGUCGGAAAGUUCGACGACCGGAGAGACACACCAGAGGAGCAGGCAGUCGAUCGCCCAGAGCAUCGAGCGCUCAUACGAAAAGCUGGCGCUGAAGGUCUGGUCCUACUAAAGAACGAUCGUUGUAUCCUACCGAUCGAUUUGAAGAAAACGAAGAAAAUUGCUCUACUAGGUCCACUAGCCAAGUACGCCGCUGCACACGGAGGUGGCAGCGCAAGUCUGAAUUGCCAUUACAAGGUUACACCAUAUGAUGCGUUUAUUGACCGCCUACCGAAGGAUGUCCAGAUCACGCACGGGAAGGGAGCACACAUCUUCAGGGUAUAUCCUGACCUUGAAGCCGGAUGCAUAAACUCCAACGGCAAUCCCGGUUUCGUUGCAGACUACUUUAUGGAGCUCGACAUUAGCGACGGAAAGUGCUUUCGUAGCGAAGAGUUUCCCCGUGGUAGCUUCAACACGCUGAUGAACACGAAUGUUACGGGCUGCCAGUCUGUGCGUCUCUCCACUACGCACAAGCCUCCCAUAACUGGCGACCAUUACCUCAGUUUCUCCGGUCUUGGCCCGUCGAAAUUGUUCAUUGAUGGCGAGCUUGUAGCGGAACAAACAGGACCUACCAAAGACGCCAUGGGUUUUUUCCUCGGCGUUCAGGAUGAGAUUCGCGUCCAAUAUUCCUUCAAAACAGGCAAAGAAUACUUGAUUGUUGCUGAAACCCACCCUUCGCCCGUUUCGAACGCAGAACUUUAUCUCAUGGACAACCAGUGCUCUAUACAUCUCGGCUUUAUCCUACAGGCUGAGAUGGAGCAAGACGUCCUCUCCGAGGCUGUGGAACUAGCGAAAGAUGCGGACCUCGCUAUUGUAUUUGUGGGCAAUACCACGCAGUGGGAAACAGAAGGCCAAGAUCUCUCGUCCAUGAAUUUACCUGCAGAUGGGUCGCAAAACCACCUCAUCGCCUCGGUCGCGGCUGCCAACCCAAAUACCGUUGUAGUAAACACUACAGGCGUGCCAGUCGAGCUACCUUGGUUCGAGAAGGUACCCGCUUUGAUCCAGGCUUGGUAUGCAGGACAAGAAACGGGCAAUGCUAUUCUCGACGUCCUGCUAGGUGAGAUAAGCCCGAGCGGAAAGCUUCCUAUUAGCUGGCCUGUCAAGUAUGAGCAUACUGGAUGCCACGGCAAUUUCGGCCUCGAUAGUUACGAGAGCAGGGAGGUCGAGUACGUCGAAGGAACACAUGUUGGAUACAGAUGGUUCGACAAACUGUGGGGUAGUGAGAAGGAGGUCCGGUUCCCCUUUGGCUACGGAUUGAGCUAUACGGAAUUCAAAGUCAAAAACGCACAGGCCAAUGGGAGUUUCGAGGAGGUCGUGAAGGUGACUGCGGUCGUUAGGAACAUCGGUCAUACUGCAGGUGCGGAGACCAUACAGUUGUACGUCGAACCACCUGCCGAGGAUGGUGUGGUGAAGAAGCUUGUUGGCUUCGGCAAAGUGGAUCUGCAGCCUGGGGAAGAGAAGGACGUCGAAGUCCAAUUCAAGAGGCAAGACGCAGCAUACUGGGAGGAGUCCCUUAAUAAGUGGAUGGUGAGCAAAGGCACCUAUGGAGUUCUGAUUGCAACAAGCUCGGCGCCAAAGGAUGUGAGGGCGAGGCUAGAGGUUGUAGUGGAUGGGGAUAUCGUUUUCGAGCCUUGA
Molecule: messenger RNA, 2514 nt
Organism: Paraphaeosphaeria sporulosa
Lineage: Eukaryota; Fungi; Ascomycota; Dothideomycetes; Pleosporales; Didymosphaeriaceae
Exons: 3
Coding region: 1-2514 (837 amino acids)
Biological process (GO): glucan catabolic process
Molecular function (GO): beta-glucosidase activity
Source: RefSeq, a predicted model, not a curated record